UCCACCCACACACACACUCAUCAAUCCAACCAAUUCCCGCGUACCGUCAGAAGAUCCGCGUAUCCCAAUUCCAUCAGCAGCAGCAUCAUCAUCACUGUCCCUUCGUCGCUGUCGUUCGUCGCUGUUCUCUGCCAAGGGGGGGAGCAUAAGGAGGUAACACACACCACGCUAUGCCUAUUCCGGUCCGAUACACCGCCGUGCCCCCACUCGUCACGCAUUACCCAUGUCAUGUUAUGUCAUGUCAAGUCCCGGUCGCGGUCUCACCUGGAUCCGCCAUUCCGUACAUUAUAUCAUCCCGCCGUGUGUGUGUGUGUUGGUGUGGUGUAUGUAUUGCAAAGCACUGACUAAUUGCGCAACAAGUCUUGGCGGGCUGCGUCAUUCUCAAUCUCAACUUCAGUCUCAGUCUGCAUCUGCGUCACUUUCGGCGUGUGUGUCAGCUCAGUUACAAAGCUUUGGAAAUUCAAUGUGGGGAUUUGAAACAGAGAAAAGGAAUAUGAGAAAUCGUGAGAAAGGAUAGGCGGUACGGGGCGGCGCGGGAAGGGUAGCGUCCGGUUCUGGGGGAGGUUGGGCGGGGAGGUUUGA
Pseudovirgaria hyperparasitica is the source of this 582-nucleotide messenger RNA. RefSeq lists its product as uncharacterized. The transcript has a single exon. The coding region runs from base 224 to 517 and encodes 97 amino acids. The record is from RefSeq and is a predicted model, not a curated record. Lineage: Eukaryota; Fungi; Ascomycota; Dothideomycetes; Acrospermales; Acrospermaceae.